AGUCCACCUGCGCGGUUCUGUUAUCGUUGGGUGGGUUCUGACUGGGUGGAUCAGUUCGGAUGCUGCUCUGCUGCUGCUGAGGUCCGGGUUAACUGAAGCCCAAAGCGCGCUUUAGGGAGAAAACAACUCUUUGGCGUUUCUUUUGGUGAGAAGUCCUGUGCGUCUGUGCGUGGCCCCGUAGGGUUCUGCUGAACCUGACCCCAGAGUCAGCACCAGGACCAGCACCAGGACCUGCCGUCAAGAUGAUGUCCUACAUGAAGCAGCCCCAUUACACCAUGAACGGGUUAAACCUGCCUGCUGCUGGGAUAGAUGUCCUGCACACAACCGUCGCCUAUCCACCCACACCUCGGAAGCAGCGCAGGGAGCGCACCACCUUCACUCGGACUCAGCUGGACAUCCUGGAGGCCCUGUUCUCCAAGACCCGCUACCCAGAUAUUUUCAUGAGGGAGGAGGUGGCCCUGAAGAUCAACCUGCCUGAGUCUCGUGUGCAGGUGUGGUUUAAGAACCGCAGGGCCAAAUGCCGCCAGCAGCAGCAGCAGAGCAGCGGGCAGUCUAAACCCCGCCCACCAAAGAAGAAGACCUCACCGGUGCAGGACUCCAGCAUUCCUGAUCCAGCUCCCAAUCCAUCUGGCUCCUUCAGCCCCUCCUUGGCUCAGUCAGCUGGGCCCAGCCUGGCUCACAGUACCAGUACUGGAAAUACAGCAGUGUCCAUCUGGAGCCCAGCCAUGUCACCCCUGCCGGACCCCCUGGCCUCUCCGUCGGCCUCCUGUGUGCAGCGACCCUCUCCUUACCCCAUGAGUUACAGUCAGCCGUCUGCCUAUACCCAGGGCUACACCAACACAACGUCCUACUUCACAGGCCUGGACUGCAGCCCCUACCUGUCUCCUAUGCACUCACAGCUGAUAGGCACUGGGGGUGCUCUCAGCCCCAUCACUGUCCCCUCCAUGGGGGGCUCUCUGAGCCAGUCUUCUGCCUCUCUGUCCUCCCAGGGCUACAGCACCGCCUCGUCCCUGGGCUUCACCUCUGUGGACUACCUGGACUACAAGGACCAGCAAGCUUGGAAACUGGGUUUCACUGUCAUGGACUGUCUGGACCACAAAGACCAGAACUCUUGGAAGUUCCAGGUCCUCUAGAAAGCCAUGAGUCUCAUGGUGCAUUGGUCCGUUUGGUCUGAGAUGGACUUGUGACUGAUUUUUAUUUCCUUCUUUUAUCUAACAAACCACUGGACAGAUUUGGAUGAAACUCUCAGAAAGUCAUCUUACGUUGCACUUCUACAACUGAUUAACUUUUGGAGUCAACCAAACAUGAGGUGGUCAGAAACAUCAGACUUUAGAAAACGUUAAAAAGGCUUCACCUCACUUAACUUAUACAGGUACUGAGCUAAAGUUUGUUGUGAUUGUAGCUUAGAGAAAUUUCUAAGAGGCAUACUUCAAGGGCGAAACAACUGGAUGAGACCUUUGUG
Molecule: messenger RNA, 1462 nt
Organism: Nematolebias whitei (Rio pearlfish)
Lineage: Eukaryota; Metazoa; Chordata; Actinopteri; Cyprinodontiformes; Rivulidae
Product: homeobox protein otx5
Exons: 3
Coding region: 243-1133 (296 amino acids)
Biological process (GO): multicellular organism development; regulation of transcription by RNA polymerase II
Cellular component (GO): nucleus
Molecular function (GO): DNA-binding transcription factor activity, RNA polymerase II-specific; RNA polymerase II cis-regulatory region sequence-specific DNA binding
Source: RefSeq, a predicted model, not a curated record